GAGAGAGAGGGAGGGAGACAGACAGAGAGAGAGAGACAGGCGCUACUCUGUCUCACCCUCAGCAGCUGUCUCACCCACUCUGCGGUCUUGUCCAGCCUAUGGUCUUGUCUGAUGGGGGACAAUGUGGCGGAGGGGACCCGGGUCCUAUAUCACCUGGAGGACCAGGACACCCCCUACCUGACCCGGAUCAACGUGCCCGCGCAGCGCGUCACCCUGGCGGACUUCAAACACGUGCUCAACAAAUCGCACGUGAGGUUUUUCUUCCAGUCCGUGCACGAGGACUUCCGGAUGGUGAAAGAGGAGAUAAGUGAUGAUGAUGCCAGACUGCCAUGUGAGAAUGGAAGAGUUGUCUGCUGGGUGGUGUCCUGCAACACCUGUCAAUCACAUUUCCAGUCUGUGACCACGCCCACCAGCCUGGCCCCACCCCCCUCAGAGAGGAUUGGUGGAUCCAGACCUCUGUCUCUCAGCGCCACAGCUGCCAGCAACGAGUGUCAGGGGUCAGAGGUCAAACGUGUCGCUUCACCGCCAGAGACAAGGGAGAGAGAUGCCGGCCACAGAGGUAGCAGACCAGCUGAUCUGAAGGGGGCGGAGCUAACAGGUGUAUGUGACAGCUCAUCAACUCAACAGAGCAGCGAGUUAGAGAUGACGAGUUCAUCAGAGGACGAUUCAAGAGGAAGCUGUCUCUCAGAGAGGUAUAACUUCCUUGGCGUCAGUAUCGUGGGUCAAAGUAACGACAGAGGAGACGGAGGAAUUUAUAUUGGCUCCAUCAUGAAGGGAGGAGCUGUAGCAGCAGACGGACGCAUCGAGCCUGGAGACAUGUUGCUGCAGGUGAAUGACAUCAACUUUGAAAACUUGUGUAAUGACGAUGCUGUUCGAGUCCUGAGAGACGUCGUCCACAAACCAGGUGCAGUGACGUUGACUGUGGCAAAAUGUUGGGAUCCGAACCCUCGAAGCCGCUUCCCAUUGCCGAGAAGUGAACCUGUCCGACCCAUUGACCCCGCCGCCUGGGUGUCUCACACUGCUGCCAUGACGGGGAAGCUCCUCCCACACUACGGCGUCCAUGAAGAACACCACUUCACCAUCCACAGUGACAUCACAGAUGUUGUCAAGGCGAUGACCAAUCCAGAGUCAGGCCUGGAAGUUCGGGACAGGAUGUGGUUGAAGAUCACGAUCCCCAAUGCGUUUAUUGGGUCGGAAGUGGUCGACUGGCUCCACCACAACGUAGAAGGUUUGACAGACCGUCGCGAAGCCAGGAAGUAUGCAGGAAACCUGCUGAGGGCCGGAUACAUCCGACACACCAUCAACAAGGUCACGUUCUCUGAGCAGUGCUACUAUGUGUUCGGAGACGUCUGCUGUGGUUUGGGUGUGACGUCUCUACUGGAUCAUGUCUCCAGUCCAGGAGGAGGAUCAGUGUGUGACCCUCCGGGUUCUGGACCCCAGUGGCCCCCAACCACCAUCCCUCACCUCUACAGCUGUCCUCAGCCCCCCCAUCAGCUGCCAACCUGUGGGGGAGGAAGUCGUCACAGUAAAGGAAGCUGUGAAUCAAACUGCAGCGAUGGUCUGAAGGAGGGAGGAGUCAGCCAAUCACAGCUUACCAAACACCUCGUAAUGGAGUCUACUGAUGAUGACAGGGCCCGGACACCCCCGUCCUCCAUUUCUGGUCUCCAUAGCAACAAAUACUCAAAGGACUUCCCCCCGGCUUUGUCACCGUCUUCAGAUCAGAGACAAAUCGUUUCCUCAGUCUCAGGUGCCAGACAGUCCCUCCACCUUGCCAUGGGAAACCCCAGUGAUUUUUUUGUGGAUGUAAUGUGA
Messenger RNA from Paralichthys olivaceus (Japanese flounder), 1812 nucleotides. The record is from RefSeq and is a predicted model, not a curated record. NCBI's taxonomy places the organism in Eukaryota, Metazoa, Chordata, Actinopteri, Pleuronectiformes, Paralichthyidae.